GUGUUUUACUGCGCACCAUAAGUGGAAUCAUGGGUGCAAGUGCCAUAGACCGAAGGUCGAGAACCGUUGAGUACCGCCUUGGCUACGCUAAGUCCCAUCGCCGAACCAUCGCCGACGGGCGUUGGAGAAUCAGACCACUUCGUCACCAAGCACCACAAAAACAUUGCGCCAAACGGCUCUUGUCUCUUCCUUCACUGAGUGCUAAUUCAAACGCAGUACACAUCCACAAUGAACACAGUCAAAUCAGUAUACUAUGGCUGGGGCACCUUGAUCCUUGCGGGCGGCGGCGCGUACUACUUCGCAAAGCGUUCCAUCAACGAAGACCGUGCCCGCAAAGCCGACAUCGAGGCCCAGAAGCGGCUCGCGCAGUACCAGCUUGAGCAAGCAUACAGCCAGCAGUCCGCACCCGCACCUAAGCCGACGCCAAAAAGCAUGCCCGCGUACGCCGGAAAGCCAUACACAGGACCAGCGCGAGGGAAGCGCGGAGAGAAGGGCGAGGAUAAGGACUGGCAAGCGGGACACGAUGACGCGGGCAACCCGAGCCAGGAGGCGAAUGCCGAUCCCGCGCCGACAAGGCAUGCGCCCGAGGAUGAGGGGCAGAAGAUGAGGGAGAAGAGCAAGUAUGAGGCUAGUGAUGUGUACCGCAGUCGGAGGGGCGAUCGGUUCUCAUAGAGGGCGGUGCAUGGAUUGUCGGGAAAUAGCGUAAAUACGCAGGAUUUGUUCAAAUGGGGAUACAAAAGAGACUGCCGUACACGUUUGAAGCGAGCAGUGGAAAUCUGGAGGGUUGUGGAGGAUUGUACAUUGUUGUACCAUAUUACGAGCUCGGCUGCCGUGGACAGUUCGCGUGGCGAGACUGAUGGAAGAAUCCCACUCUAUUUGCCUUCAUGAAUUCCUGAUUCGAAGCCAAGCCGCCUUCUAGCGACUGACGACGGCCGAAUACACAAGCACCACAUGUACUGAAACCAUGAACUCCAACGCAGUAUAUUCGGG
Molecule: messenger RNA, 990 nt
Organism: Paraphaeosphaeria sporulosa
Lineage: Eukaryota; Fungi; Ascomycota; Dothideomycetes; Pleosporales; Didymosphaeriaceae
Exons: 3
Coding region: 229-672 (147 amino acids)
Source: RefSeq, a predicted model, not a curated record